Messenger RNA from Emiliania huxleyi CCMP1516, 4209 nucleotides. RefSeq lists its product as hypothetical. Gene Ontology annotation, molecular function: DNA-binding transcription factor activity; DNA binding. The transcript has a single exon. The record is from RefSeq and is a predicted model, not a curated record. Gene Ontology annotation, biological process: regulation of DNA-templated transcription. Lineage: Eukaryota; Haptophyta; Isochrysidales; Noelaerhabdaceae. The coding region runs from base 1 to 4209 and encodes 1402 amino acids.
AUGGUCUACUUGGGCUCCUUCGCCACGGCGGUGGAGGCGGCGGUGGCGUACGCGCGGGCGGUCGGCGAGUACCAGCCUCCGGCUCCUCCGACGGUGGCGACAGAGGCGGAGGGCUUGCGUCUGCACCUCUCGAGCAGCAGCAACACCGGCUACACGGGCGUAUUCCAGCACGCCUCUGGCCACAGGAGCCGCUUCCAGGCGCAGCACAGGGUGGGCGGACGAAAGGUCUCCCUCGGCUACUUUGACUCGGCGGUGGAGGCGGCGGUGGCGUACGCGCGGGCGGCGCGCGGCUAUCAGCCUCCCGCCCAACCUCCUCCGACAGUGGCGACAGAGGCAGAGGGCUUGCGGCUGCACCUUUCGAGCAGCAACGCCACCGGCUACAUUGGCGUAAACAAGCACCGCUCCUCUUGCCGCUUCUGGGCGCAGCACAGGGCGGGCGGAAGGCAGGUCUCGCUCGGCUCCUUCGACACGGCGGUGGAGGCGGCGGUGGCGUACGAGCGGGCGGUCGGGCAGGCGGAGGCGGCAGGCGCGGCGGCGGCAGUGUCGGCGGAGGAGGGCGACGAAGCAGGCGGCGAGGAGGAGGGCGGCGAGGAGGAGGGCGGCGAGGAGGAGGGCGGCGAGGAGGAGGGCGGCGAGGAGGAGGGCGGCGAGGAGAGCGGGUGGAGCGGUGGCGGCGAGGAGGAGAGCCACUUCCAGGUGGGAGGCCGCGUCGCUGUACAGUACUCUGACGGCGCCUUGUACCCGGGCGAGAUCGUGGGCUUUGACGGCGCGUCGAGCCUGUACUCGGUGCAGUGCGACGACGGCGAGCUGCUGGAGGACGUCUCGCUGCACGAGAUGCUGCGAGAGGCGGGAGAGGGCGAGUGGGAGGAGCAGGAGCGAGCGAGCGGCGAGGGGAUGGAGGCGGAGGAGGCGGAGGCGGCGGCGGGCUCAGCAGGCUCAACCGCUUCGCCGCCGCCUCCGCCGCCUCCGACGCACAGGGAGGCUGCACCCGCCGCGCCGCUCGUGACAGAGGCGGAGGGGCUGCGCUUGCACCUCUCCAGCAGCAGCAGUACCGGGUACAGAGGCGUGUACGAGCACUCUGGCCGCUACCAGGCGAAGCGCUGGGUGGACGGCAAGGAGGUCUACUUGGGCUCCUUCGCCACGGCGGUGGAGGCGGCAGUGGCGUACGCGCGGGCGGUCGGCGAGUACCAGCCUCCGCCUGCUCCUCCGACGGUGGCGGCAGAGGCGGAGGGCUUGCGUCUGCACCUCUCGAGCAGCAACAGCAUUGGCUACAAGAACGUGCGCGAGAACGGUGCCCGCUUCAAGGCGGAGGCCAGGGUGGACGGGAAGCGUGUUUGCUUCGGCACCUUUGCCACGGCGGUGGAGGCGGCGGUGGCGUACGCGCGGGCGGUCGGGCAGGCGGAGGUGGCAGGUGCGGGAGGGCCAGCGCGGGCAGCAGCGUUGGCGGGGGAGGCGGAGGCGGGGGAGACGGAAGAGGAAGAGGCUGCGGAGGCCAGGGAGAUGGAGGCGAUGGAGGCAGAGGAGGCGGAGGAGGCAACGGCGGCGGCGGCGGCGGCGGCGGAGGGCGCAGAGGGGGCGCCGGAGGAGGAAGAGGCGGCGGAGGCCGCAGGCACGGCGGCCGUUUCCGCCGCCGCGCCGCUCGCGACAGAGGCGGAGGGGCUGAGGCUGCACCUCUCCAGCAGCAACGCCACCGGCUACAGAGGAGUGUGCGCGGACAGGAGCCGCUACCAGGCGAAGCACAGGGCGGGCGAAAGGAUGGUCUACUUGGGCACCUUUGCCACGGCGGUGGAGGCGGCGGUGGCGUACGCGCGGGCGGUAGGGGAGGCGGAGGCGGCAGGCGCGGGAGGGCCAGCGCGGGCAGCAGCUGCGGCGGGGGAUGCGGAGGCGGGGGAGGCGAUGGAGGCUGCGGAGGCCAGGGAGAUGGAGGCGAUGGAGGCAGAGGAGGCGGAGGAGGCAGCGGCGGCGGCGGCGGCGGAGGAGGAGGAGGGCGCAGAGGGGGCGCCGGAGGAGGAAGAGGCGGCGAAGGCCGCAGGCACGGCGGCCGUUUCCGCCGCCGCGCCGCUCGCGACAGAGGCGGAGGGGCUGAGGCUGCACCUCUCCAGCAGCAACGCCACCGGCUACAGAGGAGUGCGCGAGCACUCUGGCCGCUACCAGGCGAAGCACAGGGCGGGCGAAAGGAUGGUCUACUUGGGCACCUUCGCCACGGCGGUGGAGGCGGCGGUGGCGUACGCGCGGGCGGCCGGCGAGUACCAGCCUCCGGCUCCUCCGACGGUGGCGACAGAGGCGGAGGGUCUGCGGCUGCACGUCUCGAGCAUCACCAGUACCGGCUACAAGGGCGUGCACGCGGACAGGAGCCGCUACCAGGCGACGCAUAGCGUGGGCGGAAAGCAGGUCUACUUGGGCUCCUUCGCCACGGCGGUGGAGGCGGCGGUGGCGUACGCGCGGGCGGUAGGGGAGGCGGAGGCGGCAGGCGCGGGAGGGCCAGCGCGGGCAGCAGCGGCGGCGGGGGAUGCGGAGGCGGGGGAGGCGAUGGAGGCUGCGGAGGCCAGGGAGAUGGAGGCGAUGGAGGCAGAGGAGGCGGAGGAGGCAGCGGCGGCGGCGGAGGAGGAGGAGGAGGAGGGCGCAGAGGGGGCGCCGGAGGAGGAAGAGGCGGCGGAGGCCGCAGGCACGGCGGCCGUUUCCGCCGCCGCGCCGCUCGCGACAGAGGCGGAGGGGCUGAGGCUGCACCUCUCCAGCAGCAACGCCACCGGCUACAGAGGAGUGCGCGAGCACUCUGGCCGCUACCAGGCGAAGCGCGGGGGGGACUGCAAGGAGGUCUACUUGGGCAACUUCGCCACGGCGGUGGAGGCGGCGGUGGCGUACGCGCGUGCGGUCGGCGAGUACCAGCCUCCGGCUCCUCCGACGGUGGCGACAGAGGCGGAGGGUCUGCGGCUGCACGUCUCGAGCAUCACCAGUACCGGCUACAAGGGCGUGCACGCGGACAGGAGCCGCUUCCGGGCGGAGGCCAGGGUGGGCGGAAAGCAGGUCUACUUGGGCACCUUUGCCACGGCGGUGGAGGCGGCGGUGGCGUACGCGCGGGCGGUCGGGCAGGCGGAGGCGGCAGGCGCGGGAGGGCCAGCGCGGGCAGCAGCGUUGGCGGGGGAGGCGGAGGCGGGGGAGACGGAAGAGGAAGAGGCUGCGGAGGCCAGGGAGAUGGAGGCGAUGGAGGCAGAGGAGGCGGAGGAGGCAGCGGCGGCGGCGGCGGAGGAGGAGGAGGAUGUGCCGCCGCAGGCCGAGGGGUUGCGCUUGCACCUCUCCGGCUGCACGGGCUCCGCUGGCCUGGCUGCCGGCUCUCCGUGCUGGGCCAAGCUACGCGACUCGCCUUGGUGGCCCGCAGUCAUCCGCGCAGAGGAGGAGGGCGAGUCGGUGCGGGUGCACUUCUACGGCACGGGCAACGUGGCGUCGCUCGAGCGCGCGAGCUGCAUCAAGCCGCUCCGCGAGGACGAGCGCCUCUUCGACGCCACGCGCUGGGGCAAGGAGUUUGGGCGGCCAAAGUGGAAGCACCUCCGCGCGCCCUUUGCGAGUGCCGUCGCUCAGGCACUCGAGGUCGAGGCGGCCCUCCCGCAUGCGCCGCCGGGCGCGCUAAGCCGAGGACCGGCCGGAAGCUCCGCAGACAACGCGAGGCGGUGCGACGAGCGGCCGCCCAAGCGUCGUCGCACCUCGGCUGCGCAGGAGGCGGUGCAGAUGGUGGCAGACCUGGAGACGGCGGACGUGGAGCUCGACGCGCCGCUUGUGCGGAGGUGCGCCGUCACGCUCGACCGCUGCUUGCCCAGCCGCGCCAACCGCGGCGCGGCCCCUCCUCGCCUCGGCAUCGGCGACGGGUGGGCCGCCUCGGCCGCCUCCUCGUGGGUGAGCCUCGCUCCGCCGCCGCCGCCGUCGACACUGACGCCGCCGCCGCCGCCACCGCCUUGUGCCGCCCUGGCAGCAUCCGAGCCGUGGCGUCUGCCGUCUGCGCGGGCACCGCGCGACGGAGGGGCUGCGCCUGCACCUCUCGAGCAGCAGCGCCACCGGUCACGCUUGCGUGUCCAAGCUUCGGUCGGGCCGCUUUCAGGCGCAGCGCAGGGUGGGCGGGCGGCUGCUGCACCUCGCCCUCUUCGACACCGCGGCGGCGGCGGUGGCGUACGCGCGGGCGGUCGCGGGGGGCGAUUACAGUGGGUCCACCCUGCGUAA